This is a messenger RNA of Aphanomyces astaci, 396 nucleotides long. RefSeq lists its product as hypothetical. The record is from RefSeq and is a predicted model, not a curated record. Lineage: Eukaryota; Oomycota; Saprolegniomycetes; Saprolegniales; Verrucalvaceae. The transcript has a single exon. Bases 1 to 396 code for a protein of 131 amino acids.
AUGUCCUCACUCACACCAUCGCCAACAACGACAUCGAAGUUGACCACUGCUACCACCAUGACCCCGUCUCCACCUGUCACAUCCAAGACCGCGAUCCCACGCAAUGACCUCAUCCCAUUGCCAACAACGAUAUCAAGGACAGCCCCUGCUACCACCAUUACCCACCUCCGCAUGUCACAUCGAACAACACGCAGCAUGCUUUCUCGAGUCAAGCGGUCACAGUCACCUCCGCUUCCCCCAGCAACAUCUCAUGGUCAAAUCAAGAGAGCCGUCGCUACACCCGCACCCCAUUCCCAAGAAGUACAUCGAAGGUCCAACAUGGACAUCGACGACGACCAGAGCUACCAUCUAGACCCCGCCUUCACCUUCAUAACCACAACCUCAUCCCAUCCCUAA